AUUUUGUUCUUGAGUAACUUUUAAUACAAAAAUGAAGAUCGCCACUUUAGCUUUAGCUUUAACCGCAGCUGUUUCCAUUAACGCUGCUGCCAUUGUCGAAGGUAACAAGAUUGCCCAAGGUUUAGUUGUCAGAGCCGACGAUACCACUACUGAUGCCGCUGCCGCUGCUGACGAAACUGAUGAUACUGAUGAUUCAGAUGACACCGACGACGCCGACGAUGCUGACGAAACCGAUGACACUGAUGAUUCAGAUGACACCGACGACGCCGACGAUGCUGACGAAACCGAUGACACUGAUGAUUCUGAUGACACCGAUGAUGCUGACGAAACCGACGACGCCGAUGAUUCUGAUGAUACUGAUGACUCGGAUGAAACUGACGAUUCCGAUGACUCCGAUGAAACCGACGACUCUGACGAUUCUGAUGAAACCGACGACUCCGAUGAUUCUACUGAAACUGAUGAUUCCGAUGAUUCCACUGAAACUGGUGCUCAAGACACCGCAACUGUUGGCCAUGCCAAUGCUUCUGGUAAUGCUACUACCUCUGGUAAUGCUACCACCACUGGAAAAGGUAUUGCUGCUGGUAUGUACCCAAGUUUCGGUAUGGCUAUUGCUGCAGCUGCUGUCGGUGCUGUUUUGAUCUAAGCGAUCUAAUUAGUUAACUUAAAGUAGAGAUCUAGAUUUAUGUUCAAACUUUGAUAGUUUAAUGUUAUGUUUUCUCGU
Molecule: messenger RNA, 721 nt
Organism: Spathaspora passalidarum NRRL Y-27907
Lineage: Eukaryota; Fungi; Ascomycota; Pichiomycetes; Serinales; Debaryomycetaceae
Gene: PGA39
Product: Pga39p
Exons: 1
Coding region: 32-643 (203 amino acids)
Source: RefSeq, a predicted model, not a curated record